AUGCGAUUGCCAGGGAAGAAGACGGCAGCUGAGGCCCGCAUUCGAUCGAAAACCACGAUGCUGCCCCUUAACGUGCUUCCCUACCGCUUCAUCUCGCGGGUGUGGGGCGCUGUCAACGACAUCAACUUGCCUUCUUGCUUGCGGGAACCAGUCUAUCGAGCGUGGACGCAUGCAUUCGAUUGCCAGCUGGACGAAAUGCAGCAUCCUCUGCGGGAGUACAAGAACCUCGGCGAGUUCUUCUCUCGUCAGCUCAAAGACGGCAUUCGGCCAGUUGACAUGGACCCACAGAAGGUGUGUAGUCCCGUGGACGGCCGCAUCUCGACCAUCGGAACUGUCGAGUGCACCGAAGGCAUUCCUGUCUUGGAGCAGAUCAAGGCAUGGCGAGGUGUACGAUAUCGCCUGGACGAGUUCCUGGGUGACGUUCCCGAAUUUUUUACCACCCCCCGGCCUGGGAAAGCGCUCUUCCAUUGUGUCAUCUACUUGGCCCCGGGCGACUACCAUCGCAUCCACUCGCCCAUCGACUGGCACAUGACAGAGCGGCGCCACUUUCCGGGCAACCUCUUCCCUGUCAACUCGCUGGCCGUCGCGACCGUCCCAAGUUUGUUUACGUGGAACGAACGUGUGGUGCUGUUAGGGCAAUGGGCGCAUGGCUUUCACUCGCUCACGGCCGUCGGCGCGACGAACGUAGGGUCGAUCUUGCUUGACGUGGAGCCUGAGCUUACCACCAACAUGUUCUACGACCACCACAAGAUUCGCCCGAAAUGGGGCGCGUGCCGCGCCAAGGUGUACGACCCGUUCCAUUCGGUGGUCCGUGGCACCCAAGUCGGCCAAUUCAAGUUGGGAUCGACGGUGGUGCUCGUGUUUGAAGCGCCGGCCGACUUUACAUUCACAGUCAUCCCUGGGGAUAAAGUGCGAUAUGGCCAAGCCAUUGGAUUGUUACCGCGCGCGGCACUAGCAGACAAAGCGCACCCGGCCGGGACGACUGCCACAUCCACCACCGCGACCGACGCCAACGAUCCAUGA
Aphanomyces invadans is the source of this 1023-nucleotide messenger RNA. RefSeq names its product phosphatidylserine decarboxylase. Gene Ontology annotation, cellular component: mitochondrion. Gene Ontology annotation, molecular function: phosphatidylserine decarboxylase activity. The record is from RefSeq and is a predicted model, not a curated record. The transcript has 10 exons. Lineage: Eukaryota; Oomycota; Saprolegniomycetes; Saprolegniales; Verrucalvaceae. The coding region runs from base 1 to 1023 and encodes 340 amino acids. Gene Ontology annotation, biological process: phosphatidylethanolamine biosynthetic process.